Molecule: messenger RNA, 763 nt
Organism: Phyllostomus hastatus (greater spear-nosed bat)
Lineage: Eukaryota; Metazoa; Chordata; Mammalia; Chiroptera; Phyllostomidae
Product: small proline-rich protein 3-like
Exons: 1
Coding region: 64-453 (129 amino acids)
Source: RefSeq, a predicted model, not a curated record
UUGUUUCACCAAGGAAACAAGACAGUAAACUUUUCUGUCUCUAGGUCCAGCCUCCUUUGAAGCAUGAGUUCCUACCAGCAGAAGCAACACAACAUCCCACCUCCCCAGCUUCAGCAGCAGCAGGUGAAACAGCCCCAACAGCCUCCACCUCAAGAAUCAUUUGUUCCCAUUACCAAAGAUCCAUGCGAAACCAAGGAUCCACAGCCUGGCCACACCAAAGUUCCUCAGCCUGGCCAAAUCAAGGAUCCACAGCCUGGCCACACCAAAGUUCCUCAGCCUGGCCACACCAAGGAUCCACAACCUGGCUACACCAAGGAUCCACAACCUGGCCACACAACGCUUCCAGAGCCAGUUCACCCUCAGGUCCCUCAGCCUGACCAGCCUGAGAUCCCUGCGCCAUUUAUUCCAAUGGUUAUUCCAGGCCCAUCCCAGCAGAAGACCAAGCAGAAGUAAUGUGAUAACAGCCAUGCCUUGAAGAGCCACCAAAUGCUGAACACCUUCUUCCCUUCUGCUUCUGUGUCUUAAUUAUCUUGUAAUCAGGAUGUUCUCACAAUCAGUUAGAAUCUCUCUCUUAUCUGCAUCCUAAAAAUAUAUUCUAUGAGGCUUUUCUCGAACACUCUGAAGGCUCUCUGAGCCUUUGAAUUAUGCUGAGGGCUUAAGUGGCUUUGCUGGUCCUAAGUUGCUCAGGUCUCAUCUGAAGAGUUGAUCUGAUCGAGAAGAAUUUCUGUUCCUGCUCUGCCACCAUUAAAUGAAUUUAACACCA